Molecule: messenger RNA, 7590 nt
Organism: Jaculus jaculus (lesser Egyptian jerboa)
Lineage: Eukaryota; Metazoa; Chordata; Mammalia; Rodentia; Dipodidae
Gene: Gtf3c4
Product: general transcription factor IIIC subunit 4
Exons: 5
Coding region: 136-2601 (821 amino acids)
Biological process (GO): transcription initiation at RNA polymerase III promoter
Cellular component (GO): transcription factor TFIIIC complex
Molecular function (GO): protein binding; histone acetyltransferase activity
Source: RefSeq, a predicted model, not a curated record
UGGGCCUGCGGGGCGAAAACUGCCGCGGAGGGCGCUGGGGGCGGCGCCGCUGCUGAGCUGGAGGCAAUCUGGGCGACGGCGACUAGGGCUCGGCGUACCUGGGGGCAGCCGACCUUUGCACCUUGAGGGAAGAAGAUGAGCACCGCGGACCAGGCCGGGGUGGGCCCGGAGGCCGAGGAGCCCGCGCCACCCGAGGAGGAAGAGGAGGAGGAGGAGGAGGAGGGCGAAGGGGGUGGGAAAGAACCAGCGGCGGAUGCGGCCCCGGGGCCCAGCACCGCGUUCCGCCUCAUGGUGACUCGGCGGGAGCCCGCCGUGAAGCUUCAGUAUGCGGUGAGCGGCCUGGAGCCGCUCUCCUGGUCCGAGGACCACCGCGUGUCGGUGUCCACGGCCCGCAGCGUCGCCGUGCUAGAGCUUAUCUGCGAUGUGCACAACCCGGGCCAGGACCUGGUGAUCCACCGUACCUCGGUGCCCGCGCCUCUCAACAGCUGCCUACUCAAAGUUGGCUCAAAAACAGAAGUUGCUGAGUGCAAGGAGAAAUUUGCCUCCUCUAAAGACCCCACCAUCAGCCAGACUUUCAUGUUGGACAGAAUGUUCAACCCCGAGGGAAAGGCCCUGCCUCCCAUGCGAGGAUUCAAGUACACGAGCUGGUCUCCCAUGGGUUGUGAUGUGAAUGGUAGGUGCCUUUUGGCAGCACUGACCAUGGACAAUCGCCUGACUGUGCAGGUGAACCUCAAUAGAUUGCAGUGGGUCCAGCUGGUUGAUCUAACUGAAAUUUAUGGAGAACGCCUGUAUGAGACCAGUUACAGGCUCUCUAAAAGUGAGACUCCAGAGAAAAAUCUCGGAGAUUUUGCUGAGUUUCAGAGGAGACACAGCAUGCAGACGCCGGUCCGGAUGGAGUGGUCAGGCAUCUGCACCACUCAGCAAGUCAAGCAUAACAAUGAGUGCCGGGACGUGGGCAGUGUGCUCCUGGCUGUCCUCUUUGAGAACGGUAACAUUGCUGUGUGGCAGUUUCAGCUGCCAUUUGUAGGAAAGGAGUCCAUCUCUUCAUGCAACACUAUUGAAUCAGGAAUCAGCUCUCCUAGUGUUUUGUUUUGGUGGGAAUAUGAGCACAAUAACAGGAAAAUGAGUGGCCUUAUUGUGGGGAGUGCUUUUGGACCUGUAAAAAUUCUCCCUGUUAAUCUCAAAGCAGUCAAAGGCUAUUUCACCUUAAGGCAGCCUGUUGUCUUGUGGAAAGAAAUGGACCAGUUACCUGUGCACAGCAUCAAAUGCGUGCCACUUUAUCACCCUUACCAGAAGUGUAGCUGCAGCUUAGUAGUGGCCGCCAGAGGCUCCUAUGUGUUUUGGUGUCUUCUUCUGAUCUCCAAGGCCGGUCUGAAUGUUCACAACUCCCACGUCACAGGCCUUCACUCACUGCCCAUUGUCUCCAUGACCGCAGACAAGCAGAACGGAACAGUGUACACUUGUUCCAGUGAUGGAAAGGUGAGGCAGUUGAUUCCCAUUUUUACAGAUGUCGCAUUAAAAUUUGAACACCAGCUGAUUAAGCUCUCGGAUGUGUUUGGCUCAGUGAGGACUCAUGGCAUAGCAGUGAGCCCCUGUGGUGCAUACUUGGCUAUCAUUACCACUGAGGGCAUGGUCAACGGCCUCCAUCCUGUUAACAAGAACUACCAGGUCCAGUUUGUUACUCUGAAAACCUUUGAAGAGGCAGCUGCCCAGCUCCUAGAGUCCUCAGUUCAGAAUCUCUUUAAGCAGGUGGACUUGAUAGACCUAGUACGCUGGAAAAUUUUAAAAGAGAAACACAUCCCUCAGUUUUUACAUGAAGCUCUGGAAAAAAAGAUUGAAAGUAGUGGGGUCACCUAUUACUGGCGUUUUAAGCUUUUCCUCCUGAGGAUUUUGUAUCAGUCAAUGCAGAAAUCACCUUCAGAAGCCUUAUGGAAACCUACCCAUGAGGACUCAAAGAUUGACUCCCCUGGGAUGGGUGAUGGCGAGGAUGAGCAGCAGGAAGAAGGAACUUCUUCGAAGCAAGUGGCUAAGGCAGGCCUGCAGGAGAGGAACAAAGAGGGGGAUGCAGAAGAAGCCCCUGAUGACUCUCUCGCCCCAGGGGGUGAGGGGGGAGGCCGUGAGCCUGUAGAGGAGAAACUCUUGGAGAUCCAAGGAAAGAUUGAGGCUGUGGAGAUGCACCUGACUCGGGAGCACAUGAAGCGGGUCUUAGGAGAAGUGUACCUGCACACCUGGAUCACGGAGAACACCAGCAUCCCCACCAGAGGACUCUGUAACUUUUUGAUGUCUGACGAGGAGUAUGAUGACCGGACAGCCCGGGUGCUGAUUGGGCAUAUCUCGAAGAAGAUGAACAAGCAGACCUUCCCCGAGCACUGCAGUCUGUGCAAGGAGGUCUUGCCCUUCACGGAUCGCAAGCAGGCCGUCUGCUCCAAUGGGCAUAUUUGGCUGCGGUGCUUUUUAACCUACCAGUCCUGCCAGAGCUUGAUAUACAGAAGGUGUUUGCUUCAUGACAGCAUUGCCCGGCACCCGGCUCCAGAAGAUCCUGACUGGAUUAAGAGGUUACUGCAAAGCCCCUGCCCUUUCUGUGAUUCUCCUGUCUUCUGAAUGUCAGUGGUGGAGACUGCAAAGAUGUGACGUCCACUGUAGAAAGUGCCCUGGAGCCUGCGGAGCAGGUGCGCUGGAGGAAGCCUGGCCAUGGCCAGUGGACAGGCACUUCCUGGGAGCUCAUUUCCCACGUGCACAUGCCAUCUCUAGGGACUGAAGGAUAUCUUUGAAAUGACUGAACAGGAAAGGUUUAGUCAUUUUGAGGAGAACAUUAGCCUCCCCAUGACCUCCUUACCCAACAAGAAACACUUUAUUUUUCAAGUGUUCUUGACUAAAGCAGUAUGGACAAAAAAGAAUGUCCUGCUGUUUCUAGAAACAUACGGUCUCUUCUAGAGAGUUUGUAUGAAGACCUCGCCGGAAUGGGAUAGCUUUUAAUCCUUGCUUUGGCCUGGGACUUCCCUGUGGCUCUAGAGAGCUAAAGUUAGUUGGUACGUGACAUUCCAUGUGCCAAUAGAUAUUAAAACUGUGUAAAACAGUACGUGGGCUGAUGUUUUGCUUGCAGUAAAUAGCUGCAGACCUGUGUCCCACUGACUUCAUGAGUAUGGAAAACAUUUCCUAAAGCUAUAUUUUUGAAGCCAAGUCUAAAAUUGAUCUUAAUGUAUCCGAUGAUCAGGUGACUAUUAGAAGUUAAUCGUUGUGAUUUAUUUUUCUCUCCUGUGUCAUCAGAUGUGCUGACCCAGCUGCUCAGUGUGUAUAGAGGUCGAGUCCUCUACUUCCCCCAUCUCAUCCCUGCUUCAGACUCAACUGUGGUAACCUAGAUAUUUGUGCAUAGAUGGGGAAAUAUUUCCUCCUUUUAGUAUUAAAUGAAAGCUUCAGUAUUUCUAAUUUUGACAUUUCCCUGAGUAUCUGAGGGAGGAGUCUGGACUUCUGGAGAGAGAAGGGCAGUGUGGAGGUGGAGGCCCUUGAGCUCCAGUGCAGCAAGAGAGUGCAGCUCAAAUGAACAGAACCCUCUCUCCCUCCAGAGGUCCUUAGUGUUUGGAAUGCAGGUAUUUUUGUUUGUUCUGUGGAGAGGAGACAUCAGCCAUCAGCUUUUAUUACUAGCUCUUAAUCCAUACCUACCAUAGAAGUUCUGGAUCUCUAAGUGACUUUCCUAGGAAUUGGUGCUAAUUAGCUGGACUGUAGUGCGCAUACUUUGAAUGGCAUUUUUGGAAAGUAGGAUGAGAAAUAACAAGAUAGUGUUUUACACACUUCAUGCUUUUUUUUUUUUUUUUUUUGCUUUUAACAUACUUUACUACUUUGGUUUCACAUCCUUAGUGAAAGACAUUUUGUCCUGAAUUCAGAAUAAUAAUAUCUUAGUACUUGGGUACCACAUUGAGAGAGACAGACCAACCACAGAACACACACCAUCCUGAUGCACUUCCUCACAUUGCCAUGUGUGACCCGGUCUACUCUGAGAUGCCCUGUUAAGAUUGUUGUGUGUUUCCCCUGCUUAAUUAUGUAUUGGCUGGGUCAUUUCAAGAAUAAAAUGUUUAUCUAGACUUUAGGGACCAGCAUGUAAAGCUGAUCUUGCAGCACUGGGCUGUUGAGUAACCCAGCAGAGAAUAUGGCAUGGGCAGAGCUGUUCCUCUACAGUGAAUACAGCAGUGAAGGGGAGAUCAUGUCAAGGACUUGCUCCAGUUGUGACAGUCAUGAAGCUUAGCUUUACUUCUUCCUUUGUUCAGCCAAGACCAGUAAGGAGUUCAGUACGGGGAUUUUACGUUGUUGCCAUUUAAACCUUAAAUUGGCUUCAACCAUUAGGAGUGAGUGAAAAGAACUUCUGGGAUUAUUUUGUAUUUGUCUACAGGAGAACAUGGCAACUGUUGUAGGACAUGGUUCUCUGCAGGGGCUUAGCCCAGUGGCAGUCUUCAGACUCUGAAAUCUAGCCUUAACCAUGUGUCUUCAUAGCCAGGAGAGAUGUUCCCCCAGCCUAAUGAUGUUAAUCCUUGGAACUGAGUGAAUAGGAAGAGAGGUUGAUGGCCACCUCAUAGAGUGUGCUUCCAAACUUCUCAAAGAGUUAGCCAACAGAACCACAGAGGGUUGAUCAGGGGACCUUGCAAAAGUGGGAUUGAUGGAGUGGAGUGAUCUAGUUUCCUCUCCUAGCUUAAACUUAGCAUGCAUACACUUGAGGCUUUCCUCAAAUUUGCCUGACCUGUUUGGUGGACUUCAAAUUGAUUUUAGUUGUAGCUGAAAAAGCUGUUUCAGGCAUGGAGGAGUUGUGGAAGCAGAGUUGCAGCCCCGCAUUGGAAGUGCCAGAACAAAGAUUCUGCACUGAGGCUUCUGAGCUACAACCCUGGCACAUUUGAGCCAUGUGAUAACCAUGGAUGUAGCCUGUCUUCUCUGCCUGGGGUGGCUAAUUUGUCCCUAUUACUGUAGAUAGGAAAUUGAUAGCUGUUAUGCGUGGUGUUCAAGUCCUCAUGAGUCCAUCCCCAGCCUUCAAGAAGUCUCCACCAACUACUACAUUGGCCAAAACCACCAAUUAUUUUUCUGUGUCAGAAGUUAUUAGAAGAACCAGCAAAGCUUGUGGCUCAGUGUGACAUUUUUUUGCUUCCUCCAGGUAGGUUUUGAGAACAUUUCUGUCAUCACAUGUAGGCUGGACCUAUUAGCAAGUUUAACAGGUUAGUUAGGUCAGGGAAAGGUUAAAUUAAAUAUUAAAAUAGAUUGCUUUAAUUAUAGUAGUAUCAAUAAAAUGUGGCUGAUGCUGGUUCAAGGGAUACUGGUUUGAGAGAGCCCUGCGCCUUCCCUGCAGCUAAACCUCCGGUAGUUUGAUGAAUUGAAGCAGUUUCUGGAAUUGAACCAGGUGUCAGGUACCGGUCAGUCCCUGCAGCAUCUGUCUGCUCUUGAUCUCUCUUGCCUCGUGUCCCUAAAGAGGCUCUCAUGGUUUCCACUCCUUCAGUCUCUCAGCAUGUAUUCCAAGCAAAGAUUUCUAAAUCUAAGUCAUGAAGUGGGUUGCCUUCCUAGAAGAAACUUAUGACUGCUUUCUGAAGGUGUUACCAGAAGCUCAGUAAGCUGUAUCUGGUUUUCUUCCACACUUUUUUGUUUUGUUUUUUGAGAUAGGGUCUCACUCCAGCCCAGGUGACCUGGAAUUCACUAUGUAGUGUCAGGGUGGCCUUGAACUCACAGCAAUCCUCCUACCUCUGCCUCCUGAGUGCUAGGAUUAAAGGCAUGUGCCACCAUGCCUAGCUUCUUCUACACUUUUAAUGAUAAUUUUAUGAUUUGAGAGGAGUAUUUUGGGUUGGACUUGGGGCCCAGGGAUGGAUGGAAUCUAGCUCCUUGCCAGCACCACACCACCCUGGCCAGUAUUACUACACUGUGCUGAGAUGGACGGAAUAUAUUCCAAGUCAGUCUGGUCAGCAAGUAGCCAAAAGCUAUGAGCUUCUCCUUUUAGCACACCCUGGACUUCUAGAGUCUUAGCCAGGUUUCAACAGCCCAUCCUGGUGUGUCCUUGUCAGCAGGUUGGUGGAGUAUAGUGAUUCAGUGAGAAUGAAGACUCCUCCCGCAAGGUGGUUGAAUUUGAAUGAUGCCUCUCCAGCUGUAACUGAAGUGACAUGUUUUUACUUUAGUUAUUAGUGAAAGCAUCAGUGGUCCCUCAAACAGAUUUUAGAUUAUGCCUCAAGGUUGUUAUGGGUAUUAGACUCUUAGCUGCUCUUUGUUGAAAACAAGAAGAUUUUACAGUUAAUGUCUGCUAACAUGGGUGGCUAAGUACAGAGCAGGUGAAACAUGUCCUUCAAUGAAUUUAAGUGAACUUAAAGAAUCAGGGUUCUUCCGGGGUGGGGGUGGGGGGAGAGCAAGGGGACAAUGUUAGCAUAUCUUGUGUUCACUUUGAGGCAGAAUGUGUCUCUAGGGGAAGAGAUCCAGUUUGCAGUCAGGAUCCUCAUCAUGAUGAGUUUAUGCACAGCAAAAUGAUGUGGUUUGCCAGCAAGGUCUGAGCUUACUCAUUCACUGUGAGCUUGAGGAGAGAUGAAAAAGAGAAGUGGUACCCACUGAAAUCCACAGUAUAGGCUCUCUAGCUGCAGUGGUGUAAUGGGUUGGUAGAAUUGGAGGCUAGCCUGGAUGGAGUACAUAGACCCUAUCUCAAAAAAUAAUAAUAAUAAUUGGUCAGAUUGGGCAGUGCAAAAGGCAGGGAUGGGUUUGAGAUGUUUCAUACUUGGUCUAUGUCUGACAGGGUAGGGUUUUAGGCACACACUCAUGUUUUCUCUCUCUUUCUCUCUCUCUCUCUAAUGAAAAAUCAAUGGAAAGUGUUCUAUGAACUGUGUCUGUUCAAGGCUUUGUCUGAUUUGUACUUUGACAUAUGAAAGUGAACAUCAAACUUGUUUAUACAGAAAUAAGUCUGUGUUGUGCAUAGUGGGAUAAUAUACUUGAUGUUUACCCGGUGCCUGUGCUGAAGUUUGUGCUUGGCUUUGAAUUAAUUGUAUGUUUACACCUGACAUUUUUUGAAAUAAAGAGAAAAACUUAAUGCUUAUAGAAAAGGGUGUGUCUUUUAAUUUACCAUCUGACUAGGCUUAGGUAUGCUUUAGAGUUUCAGCAAAAACUUGAAGCAUAGAGGAGCUGGGAAUGUGGCUCACCUGAUCGAGUGCUUGCCAAGCAUUCAUGAAGCCCUGGGUUCUAUCCCCAGAGCUGCAUAAACCAGUUGCAGUGGCCCACACCUAUCAUCUCAGCACUCAGAAGGUGGAGGGAAGAGUAUCUGAAGUUUAGUGUCAUCCUUGGUUGGCUAAAUACAGAGUUGGAAGCCAGUCUGGGCUACAUGAAACCCUGCCUCAAAAUUACUGUCAGUAUCCAGUCCUGUGGGAUGCUGUGAUUCUAAAGUAACAGAUGAUCUGUUUCUUACCAGUUAGCUGGUUUUUAGCUUCUCUUUUCAGAUCACUUGUGCUUAUAGCUCUGCUGUGGAUGUGAAGUGCUGCAGCUGCCUGUCAUGGCAGGUCUGUGAAUGAAACAAUGUCAUGUUGCAUUUUGUAUGCCAGGCCACCAGUAUUAUGGCCACUUUUUAUUCAAAAUAAAUAAUAAUUGUUUACA